UUUCAGUUCUAAUUGAACCACAUCGAGAAAACGAACUUCAGUCAGCAUGAAUCAUCAUUAUCAGCUGGUAUACAAAGUGAUAUUUCUAAUCUGGUUAUGUGGAAAUUGUAAGGCUCAGUUGCCAUUUCCUGGUCAAUGUCCAGAGGUUAAAAUAAUGGAUACAUUCGAUUUGAAUGCGUAUUUGGGAAUUUGGUACGAGUAUUCGAAAUAUCCAUUUGUCUUUGAAAUAGGCAAAAAAUGUAUUUAUGCCAACUAUGGAAUUAUUGAUAAUAGCACAGUUUCUGUAGUCAAUGCGGCCAUCAAUCGUUUCACUGGCAACCCGAGCAAUGUUACAGGAACGGCGAAAGUUAUAGCACCAGCUCAAUUGGCUGUCACUUUCUCUGCCAAUCAACAAGCAACUAAACCCAAUUAUCUGGUAUUGGGCACCGAUUACACAUCAUAUGCCGUUGUCUAUAGCUGCAGCAGUGCAACGCCAUUGGCUAAUCUAAGAAUUGUUUGGAUAUUGACACGUCAACCGCAACCCAAACAGGAUGCCAUCGAUGCGGCUUUCAAAAUUUUAGAUGAUAAUAAGCUAUCAAGAUCAUUGCUUAUCGAUACCAUACAAAACGAUAAUUGUCCUCAAUUGGAUGAAAAUGGCACUGCUAUUAAUCUACAAUCGGAUAAUGUCGAUCCAAUAGACGAAUUUGCUACAACUGUUCUGCCCGAUGCCAUAGCCAAGGCAUGAGAAUGGCUAAGACGCUUCUAUGAGCGUCUGUUUGAUACAUUUGUCAAUUUUGUAAGUAAUUAAAUUAAAUAUACAAGAGCAUGUCCAAAAAAUAUAAUGGAGCACAUUUUUGAAACCUCUUAAUUAAUACUUAAUCAAUAAACGAAAUCAUUGUUUUAUUACAAGUAAA
This is a messenger RNA of Drosophila willistoni, 893 nucleotides long. Its product is annotated as apolipoprotein D. Bases 47 to 724 code for a protein of 225 amino acids. The transcript has 6 exons. The record is from RefSeq and is a predicted model, not a curated record. Gene Ontology annotation, molecular function: pigment binding. NCBI's taxonomy places the organism in Eukaryota, Metazoa, Arthropoda, Insecta, Diptera, Drosophilidae.